This is a messenger RNA of Lytechinus variegatus (green sea urchin), 2594 nucleotides long. RefSeq names its product homeobox protein Hox-B1-like. Gene Ontology annotation, biological process: regulation of transcription by RNA polymerase II. Gene Ontology annotation, molecular function: RNA polymerase II cis-regulatory region sequence-specific DNA binding; DNA-binding transcription factor activity, RNA polymerase II-specific. The coding region runs from base 1 to 537 and encodes 178 amino acids. Lineage: Eukaryota; Metazoa; Echinodermata; Echinoidea; Temnopleuroida; Toxopneustidae. The record is from RefSeq and is a predicted model, not a curated record. The transcript has 2 exons. Gene Ontology annotation, cellular component: nucleus.
AUGACGGUUAAUCUUAUUCCUGUUCCUUUCCUCUUUUUUUUCUUCCUUCAAUAUUCAGUCAAAGCAGGCGACUUCGCGACCAAUGCAGCCAACAACAACGGCCGAACUAACUUCACCAACAAGCAACUCACAGAACUAGAGAAAGAAUUUCACUUCAAUAAAUACCUAACCAGGGCCAGAAGAAUAGAAAUAGCAGCUAUGUUAGGCCUCAACGAAACACAGGUAAAGAUUUGGUUCCAGAACAGACGGAUGAAGGAGAAGAAGAAGAUGAAAGAAUGCAUCCCUCCACCGCACCAUGGUCACUCUAUGUCUCACCUUCAUCAUAUGCACUCAUCCGUUGCCAUGACAACCCCAUCAUCACUAUCUGUCCACCAGGCAUCGCCACCCUUGCCGCACUUUACGGGAGCUCUUCCGGGUCAGACUGUCUUAUCCGGUGGGUCACCGCUAGGAGAUUCAGAACUGAAAUCAGGCAGCUACUGUGGGCAUGCGCACCUAAGCCACACUGGUUCCGCCAUGGUCAUUACAAAUGGAACUUAAAAACUUUUUUGCAUCAAGAGACACUGACAUUCCUCGUUCAAUUUGUAUCAUACAGAGUUAACUUUGUGGCUAUUUAUGAACUUUAUCUGUUAAAAAGAAGAUGUUUUUCAAGUCCCACCUAAAAUGGUGCUGCGUGGAGAGGUCAAGUGAUAUCGUUGGAACAGUGCUGGUAACUCCUUGACUGGACUAUCUUCUGCCAUGUCUAUACCGUACUGUCAACACGGUCCAUCAAAACUUCGGGAUAUGCUGUACAACAUACCCUCGAUGAAAGUUCUUUAGAUAUCACCAGUUUCCACGACGCCACCACGGACUUCAUGAUAAUGGUAAAAAAAGAAUGUAAGCUAUGGCGAUUAAUCAAAAUAUACAUCUGACCUAAAUGUAGGUUAUAUAUUUAUAAAGGAAUUUUCACCUCCAGAUCACCCAGCUUUUGUAAAUCCUGAAUCAAUUAGUUUUUAUGAAGAGUAUUAUGCUGUCUACUCUUAAAUUUUCGGUGUGUUAUACGUAGAUACUUGCCAGUGGGUACAACGCAGUACAACUCGUUUUAAGGUGCAAAUUGAUUACGACUAUAGAUUCUUAUGUCGCGUUUUAUCAUGCUUAACAUGUUUGGUAGUGUCUCAAGACAAUUCGGUUGUUUUUUUAUUUUAAAAAGGUGGACUUAGCACCUUUUUUACACGUUAACCUCAUAUCUCAUUUCUCAGACUGGACUUUGUGAUUUAAAACAACCUGAAGCGAUGCAUAUUUUCCCAAGUACCAAGAUUAGUUAAUUAUGUAUACAUAUAUGGUUGUAUACACUAAACGAGAAUGCGCUCACUUAAUACUUUGGUAGUGAAAGAUGAACAUAACAUGUACGCAUUGAAGCUUCUUUGCAGUAUUUCACAGUCAAACGUAUGGAGAUGAAAUAUUAAUAUAUGUAUGUCCAAGGCAGCUCACGCUCACAGCGAUCAAAACAUACGACGUAGAAAACAAUAAGAGAAUCAUAACUUGGUAUUCUGGUCCGUAAGCAGAAUCCUAUCUGGAAAAGGAGAGACAAGACAUACCAGGAAAUAGAUUGUGACUACUGGAGAAUAGUAGUCAGAAGAGCGCAAUCAAAAGGUGUUAUGGCUUCCACUUAAUCGGCUGCUCCAUGCAUACAAUGUCCAAUAUGAUUAGUCAACGUACAGUCUCAUCAGUAUUCCCUAAUUUUUGUCCUGAUGAUUUCUCGAAUGACCUCAUGUAAUUUUGCUAAUAUUCCUUUCUAUGAGAUAGCUGAGAGAGAUGAUGACUGCAUACAAAAGAAGAAAGUCAUUAUUGUUAGAUGAGAUGCGAUGAUCUUUUUGUGUCUUUUGUCAUGUUUGUAGUUGAUGUAGAUUCGGAAGGGCCAUACAUUAAAGAACGCCAGUGAGUACAGAGAUGAUAUAGAUAUUUUCUUCAUGAUUCAAGGUCAAAUUCGACUUAAUUUACUUGAUGUGGAUGUUAGCCGAUAACCAUUUGGAAUAUUUAUCAAUGUCUUAACUAAAUAGCCAAGACAAAGUAAUUGUGACGUAAAUUUUUAAUUCGAGUUUUAUUUCACACACAUACUGACAUUAUGCUUUUCGACCAAUAACCCUGUGAGCGGUCAUCGUUGUUGUUGGAUUAUGGGAUGUGACAUGGUACAAAAUAAUAAAUAUUAAACAAGUAUAAGGUGUUGCAUAACAAUAAACCAUUUAAUACUAUUAAUCUAUAUAUUAUAUUACAUUCUAUUAAAGUUUCAUUUUAUUCCACGUGGAUUAAGUUAUCAUUAUGCAGGAGAUGUUAAUGUCUACAUACACGAUACAACAUUGCCUAUCGUGCUAGUUACUCCUGUCAUGAAAACAGUGACAUAAGGAUGGGGCUUAAUUCGUUUAUGGAAUCACAAAAUUGUAAAUUCUAAUUAAUUCUCUGAUAAUGAAAAUAUUAUGGUGGGGAUAGUUUGGGUUCAUUGUCAGGGUGAUGAACCGUGAAAGCUGUGUAAGGCAUAGAGAUGACUUGUUUGGCAGUUGACACUGUAACAGCUGAACUCAUUUAGACCACGUCCAUGACAGACAUCUUUCUACCAAGAA